UUGCAGAGCCGGAAGUUAAGAGGUCGAGCAAUGUUCUGCCCAGCGUGUAGGUUGAUCCUGUUAGCUGUCUGCCUGCUGUCGACAGGUUUAAGUGAGGAUCGUUUAACAUUCGCAGCGGCAUUGCCUAGUGUCAAUUCCAUUCAAAAGUAUGGACAACAUGUGUGCAAUGCUGUUGAGAUUGCGAGUGAAUUGUUCGUUACAUCUGCUGCUUGUUUAGUCUCAAGUAAGCCAUCGGAAUUGCAGUUGACCAGUACAAAAGACUCUCGAAUGGUUCCUCCAAAGACACAGUGUGAUGUAACUAGUUAUGAGCUACAUCCGAAGUACACUUUUCUGAGUCACAAUAUAGGACUAAUGGAAGUGAAGUGUGGAGGCAUUCAUCGAUCGUCGACACGAAAUACCUUAAUGAGUGAUGUGAAAAAUGUAGAUUAUCUAGCACUUGUAGGAGUUGAUAAGUCUCUACAGAAAGUGAACGUUCGCAUGAAGCUGCAAAAGUGCAGGGUAUGUCAAAAAGAAUACGCAGUGUUUGAUUGUGGGCGACAGAUAUGUCUCAAGCCAGUAGGAAAAGACAUCGAAAAGUUGCAAACAAUUGAGGGUCUUCCAGGGGCCGCUAUAUUCAACGAGAACAGUGAGCUGGUGGGCAUUUUGUCUUAUGGAUUCGCCACUGGUAGCUUUGUCGCAGAAAGCAUACGUUACUAUAAACUGUUUCUGGAGAAGACGAGGCAAUCCUUCUACACCGAUAACAGUGUUGUAGAUCAGGGGUCGGCAACCAUUUCAAUAUAAGGAACCGCGCAGCUAUAGUAAAAUUGUAAGAUGAGGGCAAGAAAAACGAUAGUGCAGUAGGCAACAGUUGUUAAAUUUGAGUUUGAAGCUAUCCGUAAUUUGUAUCAUAACGGUAGAUAAAAUGACCUUCGAUGAACAUAAAAUUAUGAUUGUAAGCAUUCUAGUGUUGGUUCCUAGGGGUGUUGGAUAAUCUGGAGUGGAAUCAUCGAUGUACUCCGACUCUGGAUCUGAAAAACUGAAGACGGUUCUGGGCCAAAACCGGAUUAAACUCCACAACUCCAACCGAGUCCGAUCGAGUCCAGAUCUGGACCUCCCCUCUAUCCCCGCUCGUAAAAUCAGAAGUAACUCCGAAUCUAACUCCGAGCCUGCCUGGACUCGGAUCAAUCCGACUUCGGGGAAAAAAUGAAAUCUAUCCAUCAAUAGUUCCUCACUAGUAAGUUCGUUCAAUUAAUGUUUCGGUACGGUUUUUGUCAAAACUUUAUUUCUCUCUAUCUCUCAUGCUCAAUAUCAAAGAUAUUAAUAUUCAUAAAAAACGUCACACUUGUUGGAAUACCAGGAAUACCAUUCAACAGAUAUGAAUAAAAUAAGCUAAAAGUGA
Anopheles arabiensis is the source of this 1378-nucleotide messenger RNA. RefSeq lists its product as uncharacterized. The record is from RefSeq and is a predicted model, not a curated record. The transcript is spliced from 2 exons. Lineage: Eukaryota; Metazoa; Arthropoda; Insecta; Diptera; Culicidae. The coding region runs from base 31 to 780 and encodes 249 amino acids.